Messenger RNA from Darwinula stevensoni, 8986 nucleotides. The record is from the annotation of a GenBank genome assembly. NCBI's taxonomy places the organism in Eukaryota, Metazoa, Arthropoda, Ostracoda, Podocopida, Darwinulidae.
CAUCCGCCAUAUUGGAAACAUCUCCGACUUCCCCAGUUGGAUUCUGCUAGGAUACUGGACUUCCCCGUCCCCCGUGUAUAUAGAGUGCGAGUAUAUGCGUGAAGCUUUUUUGUUGAGAAAUCCCGGCAUUCCCAUUCCGUUCCUGAAAGGAGCUUCUGCAGCUUUUUUGAGGUGUUGAACGAGCCGAGGAAUCCGGUUCGUUCUACGGCGAUAGCGAAUCCUAAAUGAUUGCCUGUAGGCAGCAUGUCUGCAUUGUCGGGGACUCAAGCGAAGGGGGAGAAAGGAAAGUCAUCCAAGUACACGUCAAUAAAUAUAAACAACCUCUAUAAGGGGAAGUCUGUUGAAACUCAGCAGAAAGCUAUAUCUCAGAAGCAUGGCCUUCAAAGUCUCGGAAAAGUAUCUUCAGUGCGGCGUAUGCCGCGACCCGCCAAUCUCCCUAGCUUGAAAUCUGAAAAUUCAGGAAACGAUCCAAACGUAAAUCUUGUGCCAACUGGAGGAACAGGAUGGGGUGCCAAGGAAGGACCACCUUCACCUCAGUUGGGAGAGGAGAAAAGUCAGGUGAGUGCUGGGUCUGGUGCAGGGGCAGGCAUCGAGACACCAACACCACCUCCCUCCAAGAUGUCCGAUGGACUUUACAGUUCUAUAACACAACCAGUCCGACCAAGUUCAAGAGAUGGGAAGAUACCGCAGUCUGGGUUUAUGCAACACGGAGAGUCUUCAGGUCGAGGAGGCGACAAAACCUGGUCCAACAUCACUUCAGGAGGUCCAGGUCCUCAUGCACCUUCAUAUCUAGGACACCAAAGCCCAUUCUUCCAACAAGAAUUCCCACAAUUGGCCACUCAGGGGCAGAGUGGGUCAGAUGCAUCUGGAUCUACUGGGAAGAGCGGCCGUGGAGACCAUGCAGCCACUUACGGUCCUGGCCCAAGUCUAAGGCCUCAGAAUCGCGACUCAUCAAGCAGGGGCAGCUUGGAAAGCCCUGUGGGCCCACCUUCGGGUCUGGGCCAGGGAGGCCCUAUGCAACAGGGCCCUCACCAUCCCUCCAAUUUACCACCUCAUAUGGUUCCUAUUCAUCCUCAGUAUAGAGCCAUGCUUCCUCCAUAUAUGAUGCCAAGGAAUUAUGCACCUGUUUCAUAUGUUCCUGGGAGGAUGGGUCCAGAAGGUGGUAGGUACCCCUAUCCAGAAUCUAGGUUCCGAGGUCAAGGUAGGCAGUAUGAUGAUGUUGAAGGAAUAAAACCAAUUAUCAAGCAAGAAGAUUUAAGCCACAUGGACAGACUGUCAGAAGAUAAAGACAGUGGCUGGGCAGGAGCUGAUGAUAGCAUAGAUUAUGACAAGAAGUUGACAUUUGGUGAUGAGGAUGAAGACAGAGAUGAUCAUAAGCGAGAGGGCAAAAGUGAGAAAGUUUCCAAACAGGAUGAAAGAGCAUCUGAUGAGGAGAAGGAGCGAAGUGGUGGUGAACGCGACCAUCGUGGAAUGGAGGAUAUGAGACGCUGGCCUCCUGAUGGACAGUUUCAUCCACAGUUAUGGCCUAGGAUGGCUCCAUUUGACUAUCGACGCCCCCCUGCCCCAGGCAUGGGAUAUCCACCUCCGUUUCCUCCUGGACCAGGCUAUCGCAUGCCUCAUCAAAUGUUUGGUCGAAUGAUGGAUGAAGAGGAACACCUUCGCCAGUGGGGGAAGCGACAGCUGGAGCAGGGUGAUUAUGUGGUGCACCGCCAUGCUCCAGCUCGCAUGCGAGGGCCCUCAAAGGAGCCUCCUGACAAGCAAUCUUAUGAUGAGGAAGAGCAGCUUCGUCAGAAGCGCAAAGACAUGAUGGCCAUAGUAGAUAAGGGCAGAAUGCGGAACAAAGAGGCUGAGAAGGCUUUCGAAAGUGAUUCAAUACCUAGUGAUGACAGAAGUUUGGAAGAUGAAGAUGAAGGUAUAAGACGGCGGGAGAUUCUGCGAAGUGGAUCAAAUUCAAAUAACCUGCCACCACGUCUUCAGAGACAGGCAGCUGAUAUGAUACAUCGUGGUGGCCCUGGCAUUGGUGGAGGUGGGAGUGCCAUUAGUGGUGGCAGUGGAGGUGGGUCAGGUGCUGGAGGAGAAGGUGGUCAAGCUUCAGUUGGACAUUAUCCUAUGACCUCUUACACUCCUUGGACAAGCCGCAUGCAUUCUUCUUACAUGCCCGUUGGGCCCCCUCCAGGAAUGCGACAUGGUCGUUCAGACUCUGAGAACUCCAAAGACAUGGAUCUAUCAAGAGACUUAAACAGGACUCAAGGAGUAUGGGAAUUCUGCAUCCUUCUUGCUGAUUUUUAUGUUCUGUGCUUGCAAUCCUAUUACAUCCCACCAAUUGUCAACAAACCAGUGCAGAAAGAUCCCUUUGAUGAAGGCAUUGAGCUAGGAGAUCGAGUGCAUGACAUGAGGGAAAAGAAGUUGAGUUCUGAAGAGAGCCCUAAAGACAGAGAGCAAGAGAAACAAGAACUUGGGAAGAGGCAUUCUGGAAGGCGUGAUCAAGCAAUGGGUAGGCGAGAUCGUGAGAAAGAGAGAGAUGAGAGGAGGGAUCGUGAGAGAGAUGGUUACGAGAGGAGAGAUCGUGAGAGAGAUGGUUAUGAGAGGAGGGAUCGUGAGAGAGAUAGAGAUGAGAGGAGAGAUCGUGGUGAGAGAAGGGAUAGGGAUCGAGGUGAGAGGAGGGAUCGAGUUGGUGAUGAGAGGAGGGAUCGAGUCGGAGAAGACAGGAGGGAUCGAGUCGGUGAUGAGAGGAGGGAUCGAGUCGGAGAAGAAAGGAGGGAUCGAGUGAGAGACGAGAGAAGGGAUCAAGAUCGGGAUAAGGAGAGAGAGGGGGAGAGGCCCAGUUAUGAAGGAGAGAAAGGUUCAAGAAGAGAGAAGUACAGGCCUCGGGGUCAUGAUCAUGAGAAAGAGAAUGUGACUUCCAGGGGAAGCUCUUUGAUGAAGGGAGUGAAGAAGUCAGUAAGGCCAUAUGGCAGUAGAGAUGGUGAAAUACCUUCUGCAUCAUCUUGGGCAGAAGCCAUGGAGGAUGAAGACAACAGGGAAAUAAGUGAAUCCAGCAGAGCCCCCUUCGAGGAAAAGCCCAGCUCCCAGAGAUCAUCACACUUGAAUGCUCCUGCACCUAUAUCCCGACAACGGUUUGAAGAUAAGGAGCGAGCGCGGGGAAGUUCAUCCAACUUAACCCCUCUGACACGGGAAAAGAAGGGUCAAGAAAGUAAGAGGCAGAUGCAGCCUCUCUCCAAGUCUCAGUCUCAUUCCAUGUCCAGCCAAGAGAAGGGAGAAAAGCAAGAGAAAGGGGAAGAACUGGUAAAAGAUGUCCCUAAUGCUUGGAAGAAACUACAGAGUGAUUCAAAGGCCCUUUCCUCAGAACCUAGCCUCACAACAAGAACAUGGGCAGAUGAUGUAGAAGCAGAUGAAGAGGCGUUACAAGCCAAGGAACAAGAAAUUGGUGAAAUAGGUGAGACUCGAAGGGAAACAGAGUCUCCAUCAACUGCAUUCAAGACAGACGACAGUGACAAAUCUGCGAACAGACAGGGUGGUCGAGGGAAGUCUCAGCGUGAUGCUUGGGGUCGCCGUGGUUCAGGCCGAGGACGCGAUGGCUCCCAUGGCUAUCAGGUAUAUCGGAGCUCCAGUCGAGGAGGGUCUAGAGGAAGAAGCAGUGGGGAUUAUGGUGGGAGAAGAGGACGCUUUCCAUCAGGCUCUAGGGGCCACAGUGCUAGAGGCGAGUGGCCAGGUGGGGGCCAAACAAAGGAUCUGAAUUUCACAGAGAAACAUGAGCAAGAAAAGGAGUCAGCUUUUGGUAAUCAGAAUGAACCUGACAAAAAGCCAAUGAAGUCUGGGGAAGGAGCUUCCAGGAAGGCAGGGGGUGGGGAAGUCAAUCCAUCGCCCAUUCGGUCAGGUGCAAAGGGAAGUUCAAAUAGCAAUGGCUUCUCUCCACGUGGAGAACCAUCCCGAAGAGGGCGUGGAGGGUGGAGCUCACGUGGUGGAAGAGGAAUGGCAAAGAAGUUAGAUGUCAGUGUUUAUGGCCCACCACAAUCCAUGAAACCAUUUCAUUCGGCAUGGAGUAGAAAGCCUGAUGAAUGUAGAGAUAGAGAUAGUGGUGAGAGCAUGAGAGGCCAAGAUGGACAUGGGGAUGCGGGACCCCCAUACAGAAAGCAGUCUGUGAAGGAAGAUAGGGGAAAGCCAGAAACUUCAGAGGGAGAAGUCUCAGCCAAGACUUCCUCUCAUUCUCAAGAUGACCACAAGAAUCAAUCACCCCGCAAGGCACGCUCCUUUGACGUGAAUUCAGUUCCACCGAGGUUUCGCAAAAAGGAUGAUUUUCGACGAGUUCCCCGUAGCACUGGGAGAGGAAGGGGAGCUCGAAGUGCUUAUCCACCAUCUCAGAGUCGUUCAUCUCUUGAAGCAAAUAAUGAGAAUGAGGACUGGGAAACUGCAUCUGAAGGUAGCACUACAACUGAAAAGAGAGGUAAAGAAGGUGACCAUCCUAAGGAAGACGGAGAUGGAGGCAGUGGCUCUGGUUCUCGAGGACAAAGCCGCAAAAGCUUCAGCAGUCAGCGCCCUGGGAGAUCUGGUGGAGGAGGAAAAUGGGGAAAUUCCAACUGGCAAAAUAAAGGAGGUCAUAAGGACCAAAAAAACGGGGGAAAGGGGGGCAUUUCAGCCCCCCAACCUCCUUUGAAUGGGAAGACAAGUAAGGAGAUGUCAGGGAAGGGGAAGGAGAGUAGUGGCAAUGACAAGAGAGGAUCUGGCCUGAAGAAGGAAGUCUCUUCUAGCCCUACACCAAAGAAUGCUUCCAGCAAUGUUUCAGGCUCCGAUGGAACAAGCAAGGAGAAGAAGGGAAAUGCUCUUGAAGGCAUUGAUCUCAAUAAUAUUGCAAGUGUUGUAAUAGUGGAUGAUCAGCCUCAAGUGUCUGAGGAAUUUGGCGGCUCAGAUGACUUUCAGGAAGUUUUAUCUCGUCGGUCUGCAAAAGAGAGGCAAAAGCAAUUGCAAGAAACUCAAGCAGCUGCUGGAGGGUCUCCAACAGAUGGCAAGAAAUCUCGGAAAGAUGCAGCAGAUAAGGACAAGAAAAAGUUUGCUCAAUCUCGUCAGAACCGACUCCCACCUCGCCUCAUGAAGCAAAGGGAGACGACACGGAGCAGCCAGAAUCGCCCAGGAAUUCAAGGAACAAAUUCAGGCUCCUCAGACAAACUUGAUGGUGAUGCAAGCAACUCUCCUGAACCCACUCUCAAUACAUUUCCAGUAAAGGAUGCAGUGAGCUCUGCUCCAGCUCCACCACCUCCUGUGAAUGCUUGGGAGAAGCCUAUUCCAAUAACUCAAACAAUGCGAGCUCCUCAAGGCCCUUCACAUGGGAGCAGUGAAGCCAUGGAUCUGCCUGAGAAAUCUACUCUUGAUGGCACCAACACUCCCAUGCCAACCAUCAUCUUUGAAAACACCAAGUUACGAUCCCUCACCCCAGAUGUUCCUUCUGUAUUUGGGAAAGGGAAAGUGGAAGACAAGUUCGGAGUCCUGAGCUCUGGGAAAUCUGUGACUGAAAGGAUUGACAUGGAUGAUUCUAUGAAAACCUCAGAUGAUCUAAAGAAGUCUGGUCCAAUGCAUCAUACUUUGUCCUUCUCAAAGGCAGAGGAUGUUUCAGGGGUGAAGCUGAAUUACUACCCUUCAGACUUAGACUCACUGAAUUCUGGUGUAUCCACAUCAUUGACAAGUGAAGAUAAAACUUCUAAAGGGUCAUCUAUUUCAGGGGCAUCUCUUCCUCGUUCUAUGCAAAUGGGCCCAUCAUCCCCCUACUCUCCCUCUACAGCUGACCUCAAUCAGAGAAUUGCCUCUGUGAAGAAGGUUUGGGAGACCUCAUCCAGUGUGAUGGAGCAGCCUGUUCCAACACCUGGCAUCCUUUCAUCCGGACCAUCAUCAGGAGUGGAAGAAAUCCCAUCUUCAUCCCCAUCAGUCUCCUUCUCCACAGCACCCCCACCUUUGCAGCCUCGACCAUUUGAAGACUCCAGCUCAGCUUCUUUUGGUGCUCCUAUGGAAGGAGACACCAGCCUCUCAAUUGAAUCCACAUCUGCAAACAGCUAUGUUGGUCACGGUCACAGGGACAUUUACUCAGUGUCAACUUCGGGAGACUCCAGCUCUUUGUCUGGAUCAGGUCCUGUAAUGGCAAACAUGUCACAUACAAGUAGUGGAAGUGAUCACACCAUCAUUCCUACAUCAAGUGUGGUUCCUACCUUGACCAACGUCUGCAAAGUGAAACCAACCCAGUUGCACUCAGUUCAAGCCAAGUCUCCUUAUCCCAUGGCUCCAGGUGCAUUAAUUGGACCAAAUGCUUCAGGUUCUCCCACUGGCCUAGGAUCACUGGCCUCUGCUUCUCAUGGCUUCCACCCACAGACAGGUCCAGGCAUACCAAGUGGACCAGCGUCUCUUGGGUUCCAGGUGAUGAGUGGAACUGGUCAUGCAUUUGGAGGCCUUUCUGCUAUUCCAUCUCCUCCUGCUAUGCCAUUAUUCAACACUCCUGCUUCUCAACAGACAGCCAGCAUGUUUCAACACUUCCCUCUGGAUAGUCAGGUUCUGGGUGGAGGUGGUAGGCCUGGUUCUGGCACCAGUGGGUUUGCACCUCCUCCGGCAUUCCUCCAAGCCCCGCCCACUUCACACCCAACAGAUAUUUAUCGCCUGGCUACAGCAUUCUCUUCUCAUCCUGGGGGACAUGGAGCUGGUGGUGGUGCCCCUCCAUCUCAUCCCCCAACAUCUCAAAGCCCUCUCCUUCUGGGAACAGGAGCAGGUGGUGCUUCCAAGACAAGUGGGAGACCAGCUCCUCUAUAUUUCUAUGAUCCUGGAAUGAUAGGAGGGGCACAGAUGGGUGGAGCACCCACUCCACGAAUUCAUCAACCAUCAGGGCCUGCAUCCAGUUUCUAUGGAGGAGCAGGAGGACCUCCCUUCACUGCCCCUCCCCCUGUACCUCCAACAACAGGCCAGACUGGGUUUUAUCAUCAGGCCCAGACCUCUGGACCUCCUACUCCUUUUGGACUUCAAGGGUUUGGCACGUCAAUCCCAAACCUAAGUGGGAAUCAGGGCCCCAUGAACCUUAACAACCAAUUUCGUGGGACAGGCCUUAACCUGUCCUCGGGGCUUUUGUACAAACCUACUCCAAAUGAUCCUAUGGACUUGGAUACCUUCUCUCCAUAUUUUCCUUCAUCUGGAAUGCAUGGUGGAAAGUUGAUGACUGGAGGAAACAGUGGUAGUGGUGGGAAUCACAGAAGCAACAAGCUGAAUACGUUUGGCCAGACUCAUUCUUCUUAUGGGAGUUCUUUUGGGCAUUGUGGUAGCGGAGGUGGUCGCAAUCACAUGAUCCUCUCCGGAUCUGGUGUGAUUCCUCUCAGCACAUCAACUCCACCUACUAUUGGCUCAUCUAAUGCCAAUGGAAUGGCUGCUCCUCGAUUCCCACCCCCAAUUCAGCGGCCCCAUCAGCACAUGGGGUCAGCAAUGAAGCCCCCUUCUAGUGCUACAGCAUCCACUACAGUGGCCCCAACUGGGUGUAGCAUGGAGAAAUCUGUGGAUGGAGGAGGAAGUGGCAGUGGAAAUGGUGGGAGUUUGAGCACCAGCUGCCCUACCCCAGGAGGUGACAAAACUGCCCCUUCCUCUGCAUCCCCUGAAGUUUCUCUUCAACAGAAUGAUAUCCCCAGCUCUGAAGCACUUUUCCCCAAAGGAAUGGCUGGAGUUGGAGAAACCAAGUGCAAAGAGAUAGAAUUGGUUCCAACAAAGGCCCUCUCUUUUGUGGAGCCGCUCAAUGGCUCUGGCGAUGAGAAACUCCUGGAAGGGUCAAAGCAAAAGGGGAUUCUCGAUAGAGAAAGCCCUACUCCCUCUCCCUGUGAGGGUGUGGCCGUCGAUCGAGAGGCGUCUUCCACCGACUUCAUUGGGAACGGGACGCUUCCAGAGAAGACAUCAGACACUCCUUCUCCUCUGCCCCAGGAGAAGGGACAAGGGAUCAAAGUCUCAACGGUCAACACAAUUGAAGCUGCCCCCCAGACUUAACUCCUUCCAGUGGCAUGUGUCGUGAAUUGUUGCUCGAAAGUAGGAAAGCGAAAUUUGCAAGGGUUUGUGGAGACUUGUUUAUGCAGGAAUCUUCACCUCCUGGGAAGCAGGUCCAUGAUCAGGUUUUCUAUUCAUAUGUCAAAACAGAGAACAAGAAGUGUCCAAGAGAAGGUUGGCUCAUCUGCCUUCCAUCCCACCUAACUGAGGGAUCAAUAUUGACCUUGUAUUUGACUGGGAAUAUGACAUUCAUUCAGAGAUCUUUUUGUCAGUAUUACUCAACAAGAUUUGGCCCUCAUUACACUGCUGUCAUGUCCUUGUGACUUAUUGCCAUACUUCAAUCCCUUAAGUGAAGCCCCAUACACCCAACGGCAAGUUAUUCUGUAGAAUGCGCUGGGUUCUUGAAACUGCACAGUCUGUUGUGUGGAGAAAAGGAGAGGCAAAGUGUGUGGUGCCUUCUUAUAGCUGGGAUGGCAAUAUGACACUCUUAGGUGUGGGUUUGGGAGCUUGUAAACUUCUAUUCAUUUCUCCAUUCUCUUUCCUCAUAUCAUCUUUUUGUCAUGGAAUUGCCCCUCAUAUUGUCUUUCCCUUGUCCUGGCACUACAAGGUACUGGUUGCUUCCAAUUCAAUCCUUUUUUUUUGUUCUAGAUCCUGUGUUUACACUUGGAAUAUUUUUUAGAAGGUAAAAAAUCGUGAGAUUCAAGCCCUUCCCAGGUUGCCUGUUGACCCCCAUUACUUGCCUACCUCCAUGCUGCUUGCACAGAGGAGAAUGGCACACAGUAGCAGGUGGAAUUAUGUGAAAAGGAGGUGUUGCGCAGCAGAAAUUGAUCGCACAGACAUAGCUGCAUGAAGUAUUCUUCUGUCUCAGACAGAAAGGAAAGGAAUCUGGAAGGGGAUUGUGGGACAAAUCAUUGGCCAUUUUUUUUGGCAAAUCAAGAUUUCUGCAUUGUUUUUGUUCCGUCUGCAAUAAAGCAAAAUUCUUUUGGUCCACCAA